AUGGAUACUUUGGAAACAUUAUUCUCUAAUAAUGCAUAUACAUUAGCCGCUCUUUCAUCAACAAGUGGAUUAAUAGAUGAGGUAGAUAUUUAUUCCAAUUAUGAAUGAAAAAAGUAAUCCUUGUAUUUUUUUAGGAUGCUGAUGUGAAAGUAAAAGAAGAGCCUGAAGAAGAAGAAGAAGAUCAUGUUGAUAGUGAUGAUGAUAUGAAAAUUGAUUUUUCUGCAGCUAUUAUGGCUGCAACAAAUGCAUUAGCAACAAUGAAUGAACAAAAUCAAGCACAACAAUUAUUAGCACAACAAAAGUUUGAGAAAUGUCUUCAACCGCCUCGAACAAUAAAAAAGAGGACGAUCAAUUUCAAAUGUUGCAAAAGCAAUUGUUGCAGCAGCUAAUAAUAAACAAUCAAUAUUUAUUCCACCAAUUGAACCAUCUUCAUCAACAUCUUCACCGCCUCGAAAACAAACAUCUCGACCUGAUCGAGGAAAAUUCACAAUUCUUGAUGAUAUGACAGUUGCAGAACCCGAAGAAGUUCUUGAUGUUGAAUUUAAUCCAGAAAUGUUACAAAAAAUCUUUGCUGAUCCGAAGCUUGGACAACAUUUGUAUAGUAUUCAAUUCUUAGCUCGUUUUGGUUUAAUUCCAAAUACUCGAGUUUGUCGAGUUCCAGAUUGUCCAAAAGAUCAAUUAAUGAGUUUAAUUAAACAUGCAAAUGGUUUUGUUUGGAGAUGUCGAUCAUGUCGAAAAAGACGAGAGAAAAAGAUAAUCACUAAAAUAUCUGUAUAUGAAGGAACAUUUCUAUUUUAUUCUCGAAUGCCAUUGAACAAAUUUUUCAUAUUUAUGCUUGUUUGGUGUGAAAAUCCUGGUUUGUCAAUUAGCGAAUAUAAUAAAUUGAUGGGAGAAAAUCGACUUGUCGAAGAAACAAUUUAUAAUACUAUUGGAUUUAUGAGAGAUAUUAUUCAGAAUUGGUGAGGUUUUUAUUUUUGUUUUGGUUCGACUUUGAAGGUUAUUUGAGAUUAAAACCUUUUUUUUUCUAGGUGUGACUCGUUUGCCACAUCAUUUGUUCCAAUCGGUGGACCUGAACGAUAUAUCGAAAUGGUUGAAACUAUGUCAACUGAACAACUUAGUAGUAAAACAAGAAAUCGUAGAACUCGACAUUAUACAACAAGAACUGUUUUUAUUUCAUUAGCUGAUAAUAAAAUGAGAACUGUUGAUGCAACAUUAGUAAGUUAUUAUUAGGAAAUAUUUGAUUUUUCAAAAUAUUAUUAUUUUCAGAAUACUGUUCAAGAUUUGGAAAGAGCACUUUUAGAAAGUGUUGAAAUGGGAAGUGUUGUUUUGAUGAAAGAUUCUUUGUUGGAAAGAUUUGGAACAGCUGAAGAGGUUAGUUCAAAAUAUUUUCUAAUUACAAAUAAUUUCAAUAUGUUUUUCUAGGUUUCAAACACACUUUGCAAUCAUUACAAAAUUCGUGCAAUUUCUGAUUGUUGGCCAAAUUUCGAUGUAAAUGAAAGAAAUCGACAAUUCCUUAAAACUCAAAUGAACCAAAUACCAAAUGCAAGUCAAGAACCAUAUGCCUAUGAAUACUUUUUCCGUCGAUGUUUUCAAGACAAAUGUUUCAAUCAUCUCUUGCGAGUUAUUCGUCUUUUAUACACCAAAUCAUAG
Messenger RNA from Caenorhabditis angaria, 1650 nucleotides. NCBI's taxonomy places the organism in Eukaryota, Metazoa, Nematoda, Chromadorea, Rhabditida, Rhabditidae. The record is from the annotation of a GenBank genome assembly.